GUUGUUAUGCGAGACUGUGUCCCGAGUAAAUAUUGGCUUUUUGGUGUAAACUUUGCGCGUCCAUGUUGACAGGGAACCAUCUGACUUCAUUCACUGUAAGUAUUGAUUUUUUUAAAGAAUUAUUUUACUGCGAAGUUCGGUUUUAAACCAGUCUGAAUUUCAUAUGAAAUAUGUCUGACAUACGAGCGUUCUUUAAAGGGGGCACGAGCGAUGUUCAACCAUCCGAAAUGGAAAGCACGCAAGCAUUAGAAAAAGGAAAAAACAAAUUUGUCUUCAUUUAUUUAUUUUGUGUUCCUCAUAAAUAAAGUAAGUUAACAUUUCUUCUGUGAUCAGCUGGCAUGAAUAACUAAGUAAGCAGCAUUUUAGCAGUGAUAUAGGAAACAUUGCUAGUCAUAUCAGUCCUUUGCAAUCUUUCUUUCACACAUAUUUGAAGGACAAGUGCAUGUGUUUGCAGGACGAGUGAAAAUUUUAAUGCACUUGUCCUGCAGGACGAGUGCAAUUUAUAAAUAUUUUUGUCCCCUGUAUAUAUGUGGCGCGUUUCUGAAAAAGGCCCCGUGUACAUUAUCUGAAUAGGAAAAGAACGAACUUUAAGAACAUUUUAAAAACUCAAUUUAUUUUUGUCACAUUCAUAUGGCCUUUUUUUCUAAACCAUGUCACGUAAACAUAAUAGCAAAACCUUCUGUUAUCCAAGCCAAUAUAUAUUUUCUAUAGAUUUCAGCAAGACCCACCAAUGGAUAAUAGACAUACAAGACCCCACUGUUGACAUUAUAUGUUUACAGUCAUUAAGGCAACUGUUGAAGACACCCACAGUCUAGAAUCUAUACAGGAGUCAGAGCCUCUCAUGAUACAACAUGCCAGUGUUGACUGUGCUGAUCAUAUGCAAUCUACAGGUUUCACUUUGGUUCUUUCAGAGUCCAUGUCAACUGCUGACAGUGAAGAGCCAGGCAGUCUGACCCAUGAUAGGAAGGAGCCAAGUGAAGAGCCAGCCAGUCUGACCCACGAUAGGAGGGAGCCAAGUGAAGAGCCAGCCAGUCUGACCCAUGAGUCCAUGUCAACUGCUGACAGUGAAGAGCCAGGCAGUCUGACCAAUGAUAGGAGGGAGCCAAGUGAAGAGCCAGCCAGUCUGACCCAUGAUAGGAGGGAGCCAAGUGAAGAGCCAGCCAGUCUGACCCAUGAGUCCAUGUCAACUGCUGACAGUGAAGAGCCAGGCAGUCUGACCAAUGAUAGGAGGGAGCCAAGUGAAGAGCCAGCCAGUCUGACCCAUGAUAGGAGGGAGCCAAGUGAAGAGCCAGCCAGUCUGACCCAUGAGUCCAUGUCAACUGCUGACAGUGAAGGGCCAGCCAGUCUGACCCAUGAUGAAAUGAGGCAGCCAAAUCCUCAAGGGACAGGGACAAGAAAAGGAAUGAAACGAAAGUGGGCCAGCGAAGAGAACAUAUGUUUCAUGAACUUUUUUAGAGAUGAAUUAAGAGAAAAAAAAAUGCCAUCUGGCUCAAAAAUAAUGGGGUCCCUAAAAAUACUUACCGGAAGAACAGUGGCCCAGAUAAGGGCAAGGGUCCAUAACAUUAUUAUGGAAAAACAAAAAUGGAAAAAGAAUUGUUGAAUUGUGGAAUAUGUUUAUGCCCCUGGUAGGGUGGCAUAUAGCAGUUGAACUGUCCGUCAGUCAGUCAGUCUGUCCAUCUGGCCGAAAACUUAAAUGGCCAUAACUUUUUCAAUAUUGAACAUAGCAACUUGAUAUUUAUACCCCUAUUACAAUUGGUAAUGGGGGCUAUAUAGGAGUCACGUUUGUCGGUCUGUCCCGAUAUUUCAUCCGAUCUUCACCAAACUUGGUCAGUAGUUGUAUGUAGAUAAUGUCUAGGUCAAGUUUGAAUAUGGGUCAUGCCAGGUCAAAAACUAGGUCAUGGGGUCACUUAGUAUGUUUUAAACUGUAAGUUUGUACGGACCAUAGCUAUGUUAUUUAUCGUUACAUUUUUAAAUGACUCGGUACAUUUGUUCACCAUCAUGGAACGGUGUGUCGUGUUAAAAAAAAUUACGUCAAUAUCUCAAAGGUCAAGGUCACACUUGGGAGUUCAAAGGUCAAAUGCUUGGCCGGGCCAUAGCUUUGUUUUUUAUUGUGAGAUUUUAAAAUCAUUUGGCACAUUUGUUCACCAUCAUUGAACAGUGUGUCGGGCGAAAGAAUUACGUCGAUAUUUCCAAGAACAAGGGCACAAUUUGAGUUUAAAGGUAAAAAAUGGCCAUAAUUGAGCUUGUCUGGGCAAUAACUAUGUUGUUUAUUGUGCGAUUUUAAAAUCGUUGGCUCUUUUGUUCACCAUCAUUUGACAGUGUGUCGCGCGAAAGAAUUACGUCGAUAUCUUCAAACUCAAGUUCGUAGUUUUAGUUCAAAGGUCAAAAAUGGCAAUAAAUUAUCUUGUCUGGGCCAUAAAUAUGUCAUUCAUUGUAAGAUUUUAAAAUGACUCUGUACAUCAAUUUUGUUCAAAGUCAUUGGAAGGCUUGUCAUGUGAAACAAUUCAAGAGUUCAAAGGUCAAAAUGGCUAUAAAUGAUAAUGGCAUAAUGAUUCUUAAAAAAUCGCCAUAAAUUGUAUUAUCUUGUUUUGUGAAGACAGCAUACAAAAUAGUCUGUGUCAAUGCGUUAUGUGGGGGUAUAUGUCACGUCUGUGACAAAGCUCCAGUUGGCAUGCAUGUGCAUCUUGUGAAGCUGCACAUAUUGAGUGGUGAAAAGUGAAGGUCAAGGUAAUCCUUCAAGGUUAAAUGUUAAAUAUAUUGCUUCUGUCCGUCCGUCUGAAAACUUUAAAAUUGGCCAUAACUUUUGAGCUCACUUGAGUGCAACAUGCUCAUGGUGAGCUUUUGUGAUUGCCUUUUGUCCGUUGUGCGUUGUAUGUCGUCAACAUUUUGCCUUGUGAACACUCUAGAUGCCACAUUUAUUGUCUGAUCUUCAUGAAAUUUUGCAGAACAUUUGUCACAUUGAUACCUCGACUGAGUUCGAAACUGGGUCAUGCUGGGUCAAAAAUUAGGUCACUAGGUCAAAAAAACAACAAAAAAACUUGUGAACACUGUAGAAGUCCAAUCUUCAUGUAACUUUGUCAAAAUGUUUGUCUAAGUGAUAUUAUGGUUGCGUUAAAAAUUGGUUCUGGUCCGUUGAAAAACAUGGCCGCCAGGGGCGGGGCAGUUUUCCUUAUAUGGCUAUAGAGAAACCUUGUGAACACUUUAGAAGUCAAAAUGUUUGCCUAAUCAUCAUGAAACUUGGUCAAAACAUUGGUUUUAUUUAUAUUUUGGACGAGUUCGAAAAUGGUCCAGAUCAGUGAAAAAACAUGGCCGCCAAGGGGCCGGGGAGUUUUCCUUAUGUCUUUAGUUAAACAUUGCUAACACUCUAGAGGCCACAUUUAUUGUCCAUUCUUCAUGAAAUUUGGUCAGAAGUUUGGUCUCAAUGAUAUCUUAGACGAGCUGAAAAUGGUUACGUUUGCUUGAAAAACAUGGCUGCCAAAGGGCGGGGCAUUUUUCCUUAUAUGGCUAUAUAUGGCUAUAGUAAAACGUUGUGAACACUCUAGAGGCCACAUUUAUUGUCCAAUCUUCAUGAAAUUUGGUCAGAAUAUUUGUCUCAUUAAUAUCUUGGAUGGGUUUGAAAAUGGUUAUGUUUGCUUGAAAAACAUGGCUGCCAAGGGGCGGGGCAUUUUUCCUUAUAAAAAUGGCUAUUGUAAAAUCUUGUUAACACUCUUGAGGCCACAUUUAUUUUCCGAUCUUCAUGAAACUUGGUCAGAAUAUUCAUCCCAAAAAAUAUCGUAGACAAGUUAAAAAAUGAUGCUGGUUGGUUGAAAAACAUGUCCGCCAGGGGGUGGGGCAUUUUACCUUAUAUGGCUAUAGUAAAACUUUGUUAACACUCUAUAGGCCACAUUUAUUUUCUUAUCUUCAUGAAACUUGGUCAGAAGAUUUGUCCUAAUGAUAUCUUGGAUUAGUUCAAAAAUAGUUUUGUUUGCUUAAAAAACAUGGCCACCAGGGGGCGGGGCAUUUUUCCUAAUAUGGUUAUGUAUCAUGCUUUACUAAAACAUUGUUAACACUCUGUAGGCCACAUUUUUUUUCCGAUUAUUAUGAAACUUGGUCAGAUGAUUUGUCCAAAUGAUAUCUAGGAUGAGUUCAAAAAUGGUUCUAGUUGGUGAAAAAACAUGGCCACUAAGGGGCGUGGCAUUUUUCCUUAUAUGGCUAAAGUAAAACCCUGUUAAAACUCUAGAAGCCAUAUUUAUUGUACGAUCAUCAUGACACUUUGUCAGAAGAUUUGUCCCAAUGAUAUUUGGACAAGUUUGAAAUUGGUUCCAGUUGCUAAGAAAAACAUGGCCACCAGUGGGCGGGGCAUUUUUCCUUAUAUGGACUUAUGAAUCUUCUUGAAACUUUGUCAGUAUAUUAGUUUAAAUGAUAUCUUGGAUGUGUAUUUCACGUUGACAUUUGAAGCUUUAACUUUGUAUGAUUCUAAAUAUGUGUCAAUGCUGUCAGUUGAAUUUUGCAAUAUGAAGUUUUACAUUUUUUGUAGAUUAAAUAAUUUGUAAAAUGUUGCAGUUUUGUCAAUCAGUUUUAUAAGAUAUUGAGCUUUAAAUAUGAUGCAGAUUGUAAGAUUCUUAAUAUCUUUCAAUAUUGUGGAUAAGUUUUUGAGAUAUCAAGCUUUGAGUUUUAUGCAAAUUGUAUGAUUUUAAAAUGUUUCAAUGGUGUUGAUCAGUGUAAUGAAGAUUGCAUAAUUUUUAUGCUUUAAUUCUGUCUAUUGGUUUUCAAAAUGAAAGACUUUGAUUUUGUAAGUGCACUUUUAUCUCCUGAAAGAUUCUUUUCUAGUGUUUAGUUUAUAUUUUAAGGCUGUUUGCAAACUCGAAGUGAAAACAGUUCUAUUACAAUUUGGUAAGGACAUGACAUUGCAUAUCUGAUUUUAAAAUGUACUUUGCUGGCAACGUGUAAUUUUCUGAAAUGUCUUAGUAAGACUGUUGUUUGCAAUCAAAAGGUCUGUGCUUCAAAUACAGGGUAAUGCAUGUUUUUUGUCCAAAUUUAUGGCGAUUCAGACAUUGUUCUAUGUAAAUUUGGGGUUUGCUUGAAGGUUCAGUCUAUUUUUAUGUCCCUCACUAUAGUAGUGGGGGACAUAUUGUUUUUGUCCUGUCUGUUGGUUGGUUGGUUGGUUGAUCUGUUUACGCCAACUUUAACAUUUGCAAUAACUUUUGCAAUAUUGAAGAUAGCAACUUGAUAUUUGGCAUGCAUAUGUAUCUCAUAGAGCUGCACAUUUUAAUUUUCUGAAAGGUCAAGGUCAGAGGUCAAAUAUAUGUGGCCAAAAUCGCUCAUUUUAUGAAUGCUUUUGCAAUAUUGAAGAUAGCAACUUCAUAUUUGGCAAGCAUGUGUAUCUCAUGGAGCUGCACAUUUUGAGUGGUGAAAGGUCAAGGUCAUAAUUCAAUGUCAUAGGUCGAAUAUAUGGCUUCAAAGCGGCGCAGUAAGGGGGAUUGUGUUUUACGAACACAGCUCUUGUUGUUAACUGCCUUUUUAGUCCCUUACCAGUGUUUCACUAAAGUCCGUGUACUUUGGACUCAUUUCAAGUUGACAUUUGAAGCUUUAACUUUGUAUGAUUCUAAAUAUGUGUCAAUGCUGUCGGUUGAAUUUUGAAAUAUGAAGUUUUUCAUUUUUUGUAGAUUAAAUAAUUUGUAAAAUGUUGCAGUUUAGUCAAUCAGUUUUAUAAGAUAUUGAGCUUUAGUUAUGAUGCAGAUUGUAAGAUUCUUAAUAUCUUUCAAUAUUGUGGAUAAGUUUUUGAGAUAUCAAGCUUUGAAUUUUAUGCAAAUUGUAUGAUUUAAAAUGUUUUAAUUUGUUGAUCAGUGUACUGAAGAUUGUAUACUUUUUAUAUGUUAUAAUUCUGUCUAUUGGUUUUCAAAAUGAAAGACUUUGAUUUUGUAAGUGCACUUUUAUCUCAUUAUGCCCCCCUUCGAAGAAGAGGGGGUAUAUUGCUUUGCUCAUGUCGGUCGGUCUGUCGGUAUGUCAGUCUGUCGGUCCGUCCACCAGGUGGUUGUCAGACGAUAACUCAAGAACGCUUGGGCCUAGGAUCAUGAAACUUCAUAGGUACAUUGAUCAUGACUCGCAGAUGACCCCUAUUGAUUUUGAGGUCACUAGGUCAAAGGUCAAGGUCACGGUGACCCAAAAUAGUAAAAUGGUUUUUGAAUGAUAACUCAAGAAAGCAUACGCCUAGGAUCAUGAAACUUCAUGGGUAGAUUGAUCAUGACUCGCAGAUGACCCCUAUUGAUUUUGAGGUCAAAGGUCAAGGUCACGGUGACCCAAAAUAGUAAAAUGGUUUCCGGAUGAUAACUCAAAAAUUCAUACGCCUAGGAUCAUGAAACUUCAUGGCUAGAUUGAUUAUGACUCGCAGAUGACCCCUAUUGAUUUUGAGGUCACUAGGUCAAAGGUCAAGGUCACGGUGACCCGAAAUAGUAAAAUGGUUUUCGGAUGAUAACUCAAGAACGCAUAUGCCUAGGAUCAUGAAACUUCACAGGUAGAUUGAUCAUUGCUCACAAAUGACCCUUAUUGAUUUUAAGGUCACAAGGUCAAGGUCACGGUGACCCGAAAUAGUAAAAUGAUUUUCGGAUGAUAACUCAAGAACGCUUUUGCCUAGGAUCAUGACACUUCAUAGGUACAUUGAUCGUGACUCACAGAUGACCCCUAUUGAUUUUCAGGUCACUAGGUCAAAGGUCAAGGUCACAGUGACAAAAAACGUAUUCACACAAUGGCUGCCACUACAACGGACAGCCCAUAUGGGGGGCAUGCAUGUUUUACAAACAGCCCUUGUUAAAGAUUCUUUUCUAGUGUUUAGUUUAUAUUUUAAGGCUGUUUGCAAACUCGAAGUGAAAACAGCUCUAGUACAAUUUGGUAAGGACAUGACAUUGCAUAUCUGAUUUAAAAAUGUACUUUGCUGGCAACGUGUAAUUUUCAGAAAUGUCUUAGUAAGUAAGACUGUUGUUUGCAAUCAAAAGGUAUGUGCUUCAAAUCCAGGAAAAUGCAUGUUUUUUGUCCAAAUUUAUGUCAAUUCAGACAUUGUUCUGUGUAAAUAUGGGGUUUGCUUGUAGGAUCAGUCUAUUUUUAUGUCCCCCACUAUAGUAGUGGGGGACAUGUUGUUUUUGCUCUGUCGGUCUGUUGAUUGGUUGGUUGGUCUGUUUAUGCCAACUUUAACAUUUUGCAAUAACUUGCAAUAUUGAAAGUAGCAACUUGAUAUUUGGCAUGCAAAUGCAUCUCCUGAAGCUGCACAUUAUCAUUGGUGAAAGGUCAAGGUCAUCCUUCAAGGUCAGAGGUCAAAUAUAUGUGCCCUUAAUCGCUCAUUUUAUGAAUACUUUUGCAAUAUUGAAGAUAGCAACUUGAUAUUUUGCAAGCAUGUGUAUCUCAUUGAGCUGCACAUUUUGAGUGUUGAAAGGUCAAGGUCAUCCUUCAAGGUCAGAGGUCAAAUAUAUGUGGUCCAAAUCGCUUAUUUUAUUAAUACUUUUGCAAUAUUGAAGAUAGCAACUUGAAAUUUGGCAUGCAUGUGUAUCUCAUGGAGCUGCAAAUUUUGAGUGUUGAAAGGUCAAAGUCAUCCUUCAAGGUCAGAGGUUAAAUAUAUGUGGCCCAAAUCGCUUAUUUUAUGAAUACGUUUGCACUAUUGAAGAUAGCAACUUGAUAUUUGGCAUGCAUAUGUAUCUCAUAGAGCUGCACAUUUUGAGUGGUGAAAGGUCAAGGUCAUCCUUCAAGGUCAAAUAUAUGGGUCAAAAUUGCUCAUGUUAUGUUACUUCUGCAAUAUUGAAGCUAGCAAUUUUAUAUUUGACAUGCAUGUGUAUCUCAUGGAGCUGCACAUUUUGAGUGGUGAAGGGUCAAGGUCAUCCUUCAAGGUCAAACGUUAUAUACGGGGACAUUGGGUUUCACAAACGCAUCUUGUUGUGUAUGUAAUUAAUUUUGCUUAAUUUUUGUGAUCCCCCGCCAACAGCGGAGGGAUAUUAAUUUGGCAUUGUCCGUCUUUCCGUCUGUCCGUCCGGCACUUUUGUGUCCGGAACCAUAUUUUGGAAGUGCUUUGGCAGAUUUCAUUGAAACUUGGUAUGAGUAUAUAUAUAUAUGGAUAAGAGGAUGAUGCACGCCAAAUGGCAUUGUACAUCCUUGAAUAAUAGCGGAGUUAUGACCCUUUGUAUUUGAAAAAAAUGCUUUUUUUGUGUGUCCAGAGCCAUAACUUGUAUCCAUAAGUAUAAUGGCGGGGGAUAUCGAUUCAACGAAUUUGCUUGUUAAAUCAGUUUUUAUUUUCAUGAUAAUCAUUUAGUUCGUACUGCAACUUAUGAUGGAUUGUUACUACUAUCUCCAAUUAUUUGUUUGUCAUGGGUCCGUCACCAUUUAUCUCUUAUAUAAUACUUGAAUUGAGCAUUUCACAAUCUGACAAUCAUGCAUAUCAUUUAUUAGUUUCAUAAUAAAACGUCUGACAAGGGUCAGAUAAUUUUAA
Molecule: messenger RNA, 8449 nt
Organism: Dreissena polymorpha
Lineage: Eukaryota; Metazoa; Mollusca; Bivalvia; Myida; Dreissenidae
Exons: 5
Coding region: 770-1600 (276 amino acids)
Source: RefSeq, a predicted model, not a curated record